AGUGAUUAGGAGAGUUUGCACAACAGUGGAUCAUCAGCAGACAUCCGAGACUUGCGUUCCUGAGAGACACACACCUGUCGAGCUGCAGCAACGACUUCUACUUUCUGAAUUUCAUCGAGGCAGUCGGUUGACAAUUCAGAAAUGACGGACGCUCUUAUUCCCAAUGGUUGCAAGACCAACGGACCGGUGGAGAGUGGCUACUUCAAAAAGGGAUGUAAUCCAUUUGCUCAGACAGGCCGCAGCCAGCUGCAGAAUAAAAGAGCAGUUCUCAAUCAAAAAAUCAUCAAGCAGAUGAGGAUGAGAGCUGGAGCAGAGAACCUUCUCAAGGCGACAUCCAAUAAUAAGGUUCGGGAGCAGGUGGUGCUGGAGUUGAGUUAUGUCAACUCAGAUCUGCAGCUUCUUAUGGAGCAGCUGGAAGGUCUCAACAGCUCUGUGGAAGUUUAUCAGAACGUACAAUUUCACAGAGAGACAUCCAGCAUCCCACUCAUCCCUCUGGGACUGAAGGAGACAAAAGAUGUGGAUUUCUCAGUUGCUCUCAAGGACUUCAUCCUGGAACAUUACAGUGAAGACGGCUCAAACUUUCAGGAUGAGAUUGAUGACCUGAUGGACCUGAGACAGGCCUGUCGGACCCCCAGUCGUAAUUCUUCUGGCGUAGAUUUGCUUGCCAACUACUUCAGUCAACUUACCUUCUUAGAGACUCGAUUCUUCUCUCCUACACGCCAGAUUGGCAUUUUCUUUACAUGGUAUGACUCUUUUACCGGUGUGCCUGUGUGCCAGCAGAACAUCUCUCUGGAGAAAGCCAGCAUACUCUUCAACAUGGCAGCUCUGUACUCCCAGAUUGGAGCCCGCGCUGACAGACAGACACAAGCUGGACUCGAGGACGCCAUCGCUGCCUUCCAGAAAUCUGCAGGUGUGCUGCACUACCUGAAGGAGACAUUUACACACACUCCCAGUUAUGAUAUGAGCCCUGCUAUGCUGAGCAUGUUGAUCCGGCUGAUGCUAGCACAGGCGCAGGAGUGUUUGUUUGAGCAGAUUACUCUUCCAGGAAUCCGAAAUGAGUUCUUCAGCCUGCUCAGAAUAGCCCAAGAGGCUGCCAAGGUUGGGGAGACCUACAAUGAAGUUCACCAGUCCAUGAUCCAGACCCCCAUUAGGAACAACGUGCCCUUUUUCUGGACCACCAUGUCAGAGCUGAAGACCAAUCACUACAACUCUCUUGCCCAUUACUUUGUCUCCACUGCUCUGCUGGACCACCAGUUGACACCCAGUGAUGAUGAGGACAAGCAAGAGAAGGCUCUGUCACAAGUGUAUGAUGCCAUGCCAGAGGGACGCUCUCCUUUUGACAUCCUGAAGGAUAAGGAUGAGAGGAGGCGGAUAGGUAAAGCUCAUCUGCAGCGCUCCAUCAUGGGACACGAAGAGGCCAUCCGCACACAUUCUCGCUGUCGACACCUGCAAAAACUGGACAUCCUGAGUGACAUCCUGCAAGCUGGCCUCAAACGCUCUCUUACUAAGUUUGAACAAAACGACAAGGAAGAGGAGUUCACAGACUACAUGCUUGCACCAGAUAUCAUCUCUAAAACAGAAAAGAAAGCUGAGAUGGAGAUUCCAACUGCCACCAAGGUGAAAGUCAAAGACCUAUUCCAGCGGCUGGGGCCUUUGUCAGUGUUUUCAGCAAAGCAGAGAUGGUCAGCCCCGCGAACCAUCAGACUGAGACUUCAGGACAGAGACCUCGGAUUCACUUUGAAGGGAGACGCACCCAUUCAGAUACAGUCACUGGAUCCCCUUUGUCCCGCAGCGGCUGAAGGGCUGAAAGAAGGAGAUUACCUUGUUGCUGUGGGCGACACCGAGUGUAAAUGGCUGGGAGUGAGUGAUGUUAUGAAGCUUUUGAAGGAUGUGGAUGAAGAGGGCGUCGAUAUCAGAGUGGUCAGCAUGUUGGAUAGCAGCAGCCAACCAAUGCCCACCAAGAGCGCGACGUACGGCGGUCUGCCGAAGACUUACUCCAUGAUCUGCCUGGCACAUGACGAGGAUGAUAAGAAGUCCCGCAAGGUAGCAAAAAAACCAUCGUUCCUCAGCUGGGGUCUCAAGAACAAGCAGAAGAGCGGCAGUACGCUGAGUCUGCCCAAUGCGGAUUACAACGGAGCCUGGAACCGACCCUGCCCUACCUAUCCCAACUCGUAUAACGAAAGCGCCCUCUACUAAACACACAAAACUGGAUUUCUAUUUACACUGAAGGUGUAACAACACAAUAUGUCACGAGAAAUGAGAGGGAUUUUUUUAGAAAGAUUGAAAUCAAUUACAGAUGAAAAUGUACAUUUUGCACAGAACUACAGUAUAAACACAAGUGUAAGCUAUACUUUUAUUCCUUCAUUUAGUUUGGUCGUCUAGAAAAUCUCACCAAUAAAUUAAAGGAGAAAAUUGUGUUUUAACCAAUCAGUAGAUAAAAACACAGUGUAUGCUGCUCAGAGUAUUUUUAUUAUUAUUAUUAUUAUUAUUAUUAUUUGUUUGUUUUAUUAUCCUUGUACUGAAUGGUUAAAUGGUGUGAUGAAGGAUUUUUUUGUUUUUUGGUGGCGCAGACAGGCAUCCUCCUCAAAGCCUGUAGCUGACAUACAGACCAAUACAACAGGGUUCUGUGAUAUUACGUCUUCGCAGUGGAAUUCAAUCACUGUAGAAGAACAACAAAAUGUAGAGGAGGACAGUGAAUAGCUUUUGCCCAGGGAAUGUCUAUACAAUAAUACUAUUUUGUGUAACUCAAGCAUUUACAUACACUGAAGGGAAAUACCAUGAUAGUUGUCCACAGCCUAAAGGUUUCAAGCAAGAAGGAUAAAGAAAUAUAGCAGUGAAUACAAAUGCCAUUCUUAUUUAACCUUUGUUCCAUGUGUUUUACCUAGCACUUCUUCAGUGUUGGAAUAUUUCACUGUCUACAAAGUAGAUUUUUUUUUUAUACACAUUUGAUAAUCAAAUAAUUUAUAUGCAAAAUAAAGAGAAAAAAUAUCUAUAUAAACGUAUGUAUUCAUUUGAAGUAUUAGAAGUAUUUAGGAUUUGUAUUGUGAAACUGUAGCCUGAUGUAUAUAAUCAUGGGUUGUUUUUGGCUACAUAUUUCUUUCUGUUACUUGGUGUAUGUUCUUCUCUUUUGUAUUGCGUAGCUCAAAAGGUAAAAUGGCUAUUUUUUUUUUUUUCAUCUUUUUCACAUAUAUUUAACUUUUCAUGUACUUGUAGAGAACACUGCCUCUCAGAAGCCUUUAAAAUGCCUUACCGCAGUCUACACUGACAAACAUUUAACUGUGGAUCUCCGCUCCUCGCUUGUAAAUACUUUAUUAAUGUCAAUGAAUGUAUUUUACACAUUUAUGUUUCUGCAAGUGCCACAUUGAGAAUUAAAAUGGCAAACACUGUUUCGAGAGAAUGUUGACAUUGCAAGGUUACAUAUUAAUGAUUCUUUGAAAAAGCUGAUGUUCACGGUCCAGAAUCUGCAUCAUUGCUCUAAAUUCUAACUUUGCUACAAAAGGUAAAGCGGACCUCUAGUUUAUUUGCUUUUGUGUCGACACUUUGUGGACCGCCGUAGUGAUAAGGAAAUGUCUGGACUGUGAUGUCUGUCUGAAAUGUACAUUGUUGCCUAUUUUUGUUGUACAAGUAAAUCUCGAUCUAAAUAAAAUAAGGGGUCAAACAGUGGCUGUUUUUAUUGUG
Molecule: messenger RNA, 3678 nt
Organism: Puntigrus tetrazona (Sumatra barb)
Lineage: Eukaryota; Metazoa; Chordata; Actinopteri; Cypriniformes; Cyprinidae
Gene: rhpn2
Product: rhophilin, Rho GTPase binding protein 2
Exons: 15
Coding region: 142-2196 (684 amino acids)
Biological process (GO): signal transduction; negative regulation of stress fiber assembly
Molecular function (GO): protein binding
Source: RefSeq, a predicted model, not a curated record